This is a messenger RNA of Neofelis nebulosa (Clouded leopard), 6912 nucleotides long. RefSeq names its product zinc finger protein 585A-like. Gene Ontology annotation, biological process: regulation of transcription by RNA polymerase II. The record is from RefSeq and is a predicted model, not a curated record. The transcript is spliced from 3 exons. NCBI's taxonomy places the organism in Eukaryota, Metazoa, Chordata, Mammalia, Carnivora, Felidae. Bases 270 to 3590 code for a protein of 1106 amino acids. Gene Ontology annotation, molecular function: RNA polymerase II cis-regulatory region sequence-specific DNA binding; DNA-binding transcription factor activity, RNA polymerase II-specific.
AAAGGGAUUUCUAGGCGUGCGCAGCCGCUGGGGGCGGGACUUCCUGCCUCACCCCUCGGACGACUUCUGGCCUUUCCUCAGGUCGGCUCAACCUCUAAGGUUCCGGAGCGGACUUUCGGGGACCAGGUGACAAACUGACAAAGCGCGAAGGGAGGCGACGUCCCCACCGCAUAGACUGGCGAUAACGACUCGCUGACGCCACUCGGGCUGCUCCCCGCCGGGGCCGGAACUGGGACCGCGGGCUCGAGUGUCAGUUCUCCCACAGUCCGAUGGCGGCGGCCGCGCCUAGGAACCCGGCUGAGGGUGGUGUGACCUUUGAGGACAUUGCCAUCUACUUCUCCUGGAAGGAGUGGAGACUUCUUGAUGAGGCUCAGAGACAGCUGUACCAUGAUGUAAUGCUGGAGAACUUUACACUUAUAUCCUCCCUGGGUUGCUGCUGUGGAGCAGAGGAUGCGGAGGCACCCCUUGAACAGAGCGUUUCUGUAGGUGUGUCACAGGCCAGCACGCCCAAGGCAGCUCUGUCUUCCCGGAAGACCCACCCCUGUGAGAUGUGUGGUCCGGUCUUGAGAGACGUUUUCCGCUUGGCUGAACACCAGGGAAAACCAAGCAGCCAGAAACUGUUGAGGUGUGGGGCAUGCGCACAACGAUUUUACUUCAGCGUAAACUUUCAGCAGCAGCCGGAGCAGCACACGGGAGAGAAACCAUUCAGAAGUAGUGUGGACACGGCCUCUUUUAUGAAAGGAUAUGGAUUCCAUGAUUCAGGAAAGCCCUUUACCUGUACAGAGGUUCAGAAGGAUUUCGUGCCUGGCUCGGGGCAUCUGCAGCAAGAGGCCACUGAAACUGGAGAGAAGCCAAACACAAUCAGCCAGUGCAGGGCAACUUUGCAGAGCAGUAAAGGUCAUUACUCUCGGGGAGAACGCAAGGAAGCCUUAUGUUCCGAACAUACACAUGUUCGGGAUCAGAGUGUCCAACCUGGAAGUCCAUGUUUUGUGUGCAGUGAAUGUGGGAAAGCAUUCAGGCACAAAUCUUUAUUUACCAUACACCAGAGAUUCCAUACUGCGGAAAGACAUCAUGAGCUUAACAAAUGUGGAAAAUUGCUAAGGCAGAUGUCAACUCACACUGCACAUGGAAAGACUCUCACUGCAUCUAGGCAAUACACGUGCAACAAAUGUGGGAAAUCCUUAAGCCACAAAUCUGUGCUCAUUCAUCCCCAGAGAGGGCAUAGUGGAGAAAAUGAUUAUGUUUGCAGUGGAUGUUCAACAUCUUUUAGCCAUAGUUCAGUUUCGAUUAUACAUUCUGUUCAAACCUCAGAAAGGCCCUAUAAGUGUAGUGUCUGUGCAAAAUGUUUUACCUCUAUCUCUGCCCUCACUUAUCAUCAGAGAUCUCACACAGGGGAAAGACCUUAUGGGUGCAGUGAAUGUGGGAAAUCUUUUACCUCCAGGACUGGCCUCCAUUACCAUUACAUAGUUCACUCUGGAGAGAGGCCUUAUGAGUGCAGUAAGUGUGGGAAGGCUUUUAUCUCCAGAACUGGCCUCCGUUACCAUUACAGAGUUCACACUGGAGAAAGGCCUUAUGAAUGCAGAGAAUGUGGGAAAUCUUUUACUGAUACUUCUGCCCUCCGAUAUCAUCAGAGAGUUCACACUGGAGAAAAGCCUUAUGAGUGCAGUGAAUGUGGGAAAUCUUUUACUACGCCGUCUGCCCUCCGUUGUCAUCAGAGAGUUCACACUGGAGAAAGGCCUUAUGAGUGCAGUGAAUGUGGGAAAUCUUUUACUACUCCUUCUGCCCUCCGUUCUCACCAGAGAGUUCACACUGGAGAAAGGCCUUAUGAGUGCAGUGAAUGUGGGAAAUCUUUUACUCAUACUUCUGCCCUUCGUUAUCACCAGAGAGUUCACACUGGGGAAAAGCCUUAUGGCUGUAGGGAAUGUGGGAAAUCUUUUACUACUCCUUUUGCUCUCCGUUCUCACCAGAGAGUUCACACAGGAGAAAGGCCUUAUGAGUGCAGUGAAUGUGGGAAAUCUUUUUUCUCUAAGUCUGACCUCCAUUGUCAUCAUAGAGUUCACACUGGAGAAAGGCCUUAUGAGUGCAGUGAAUGUGGCAAGUCCUUUCUCCGAAGAAAUAAUCUCAAUGUACAUGCAAAGGUCCACUCAGAUGAAAGGCCUUACAAGUGUAAUGAAUGUGGGAAAUCUUUUAAGUGUAAGUCAGCAUGCAUUCAACACCAGAGAGUUCACACUGGAGAAAGGCCUUAUGAGUGCAGUGAAUGCGGGAAAUCUUUUACCACUAGUUCAGGCCUUCGUUAUCACCAGAGAUUUCACACUGGAGAAAGGCCUUAUGAGUGCACUGAAUGUGGGAAAUCUUUUGCUGACACUUCUGCCCUCCAUUAUCACCAGAGAGUUCACACAGGAGAAAGGCCUUAUGAGUGCAGUGAAUGUGGGAAAUCUUUUUUCUCUAGGUCUGACCUCCAUUAUCAUCACAGAGUCCACACUGGGGAGAGGCCUUAUGAGUGCAGUGAGUGUGGCAAGUCUUUUUCCCGAAGAAAUAACCUCAAUGUACACCUAAAGGUGCACUCAGAUGAAAAGCCUUACAAGUGUAAUGAUUGUGGGAAAUCUUUCAAGUGUAAGUCAUCAUUCAUUGAACACCAGAGAGUUCAUACCGGAGAAAGACCUUAUGAGUGCAGUGAGUGUGGGAAACCUUUUUCCACUAGUUCUGUCCUUCGUUCUCACCAGAGAGUUCACACUGGAGAAAGGCCUUAUGAGUGCAGUGAAUGUGGGAAAACUUUUACUGCUAGCUCUAUCCUCCGUAAUCACAAGAGAGUUCACACUGGAGAAAGACCUUAUGAGUGCAGUGAAUGUGGGAAAACUUUUACCACUAGGUCUGUCCUCCUUUAUCAUCAGAGAGUUCAUAGUGGAGAAAGGCCUUAUGAAUGCAGUGAAUGUGGCAAGUCCUUUAUCCAAAGAAAUAGUCUCAAAGUACACAGAAAGGUUCAUUCUGGUGAAAUGCCUUAUAAGUGCAAUGAAUGUGCGAAAUCUUUCACCUGCAAGUCAAAACUCCUUGAACACCAGAGAAUUCACACAGGAGAAAAACCUUAUCUGUGCAAUAAAUGUGGGAAAUCUUUUAGUCGUAGCCAUGCCCUUCAGUAUCAUCAUCAAAGUCACCUUGGAAUAAGGCCUUAUAAGUGUAGUGAAUGUGGGAAAUCUUUUGCUUGUAGUUAUUCCCUCCGAUCUCACCAGAGAGUUCACACUGGAGAAAGGCCUUAUGAGUGCAAUGAAUGUGGGAAAUCUUUUACAGCUAGUUCUGUCCUACAUGCUCACCAGAGAGUUCACACUGGAGAAAGACCGUAUGAAUGCAGUGAAUGUGGCAAGUCCUUUCUCCGAAGAAAUAGCCUCAAUGUACACAUAAAGGUUCACUCAGGUGAAAGGCCUUACAAUUGUAAUAAAUGUGGGAAAUCUUUUAAGUGGAAGGCAACAUUCAUUCAACACCAGAGACUUCACACAGGAGAAAGGCCUUAUGAGUGCACUGUAUGUGGGAAAUCUUUUAUCAGUCAUCCUGCUCUUAGUUAUCAUCAAAGAGUUCACACUGGAGAAAGGCCUUAGGAGUGCUGUGAAUGUGGGCAGUCUUUUAGCCAAAGCUCCAGUCUCACUCAACAACAGAAAGUAUAGUAGAUGAAGCCCUUCUGAGUGAUCAAUUAUGAAUUGUUUAUGUUCACUAGAAGUUGUAUUUCUCUUCCUAUCCUCUAUUCAGGAUUAGCAGAUGAUGUCUUUGGGAGGUAAUUUGAAUCAGAAUGGGUCAUGAGUGUGGAUGGAGCCCUCAUGAAUGGGUUUAUCGUCUUCAUACCAGUUCUAAGAGAGCUUGCUUCCUCUGUGUACCAUGUGAGGACCCUUUUGAGAAGGUCAUCUAUAAAUCAGGAAGUUGCUCCUCACCAGACAUGGAACCGGACCCUAUAGGGAAUGUUAGGUUGGCUAUCCAGCCUCCAGAAAGAAGUUUCUGUUGUUUGCAGUCACCUAGUUUAUGGUACUUUGUUAGAGCAGCCUGAGCUAAGACAUGUGAAGAAUGUGGGCAAUCUUUUGGCAAAGGAUACAGUUUCAUAAAAAUCAGAAAGUACCCUGGGUAAGGCCUCAUGAGUGAGGGGAAUGACACAAUUCCUUUUGCCAGUCCUCUGUCUUCAUUGCACACUCAGUUCACACUGCCAAGGGUGUUAAGGUAGCAGAGCAGGUGGUAUUUCCUUGAGUAGUGUAAUCACAGUGAAGGAGUGCCUUUGUGAAGCAGCCACUUAGCUGGAACAAACCUUGUUCACUUGAAUGCCCCCAGUGGAGUGACUUACCCUAAGUUCCAGCUAUUUGGGAAAACUUGAGGAGCUGUGUUGUGCUUCUGAUGUGUCCGGAGUCAUUGCUAGAUCGAAGUCACUGCCAGUUUCUGUAGCAGAAGUCAUUUCACCAAUGCCACCUGGCAGGUUCCCACAGUAUAUAUCAGUCACCACCCCAAUAUGCUAUGGCAAGCUGGUCUCUGUGGUUUGUCAUUGCCGAUAGGAAUUAUGGAUUGUUGGAACUUCUCAUUCUCUUCUCAGAAUGUGGAUGUGACACAUUGUUUAUCCACAGCACCUGAUCUGAGUUCUUGGUGGUAUCUUGCAGAGAAAGACUCAUCUUAGGGAUGUUACCAUCUUGUGAUGCCCAACUGGUCAUGUGGGGCAAGGCCUCGUCCAGAAGGAAGAGGCAAGAGGUAGCGUUCUGUGCAGCAACAUGGUGAAGUCUUUUCCUUUGCAGACCCUGGUGUGAGUGUGGUAACAUCUCAGAGACGAUUUUGAGGAAGUGGUUGAGCCUUGUGGACAGCAGUGUGGGACAUGCCAGGGGACCACUGUGCCAGGUUGGAGGGCUGGGUUGACGUGCAAGGAGUGGGUGAGACACCUGAAGGGGGUGGCACACCCAGCAAUGCUAUUUAGGUAGGACUCUAUGGGCUGAGUCUCCCUUUUUCACCCUGGACAUGGAUUUCCCACUGUGGGUCCCUAAGACAGUGACCUGCCUAUUGCUCUAGCCACUCUUUUCCCAGUAGUUCCCUGAGGGACACCGCACAGUCUAUGUGGCCCAGAGGUCCUUGACCCAACUCAUACGUACAUGCUGUGCAAUGGCAUGUGCAAGUCUGUGGUGCCAGUGAGGGACUCAAUCUCCAUAGUGAUUAUAUUUUUUGAAAUAAAUUGUUAAGGACAAAUUAAUAUCAGGCAACGAACCACAUAUCCAGAAAGCUUAGAGUACACUAAACAGGAUAAAUGCAAGAAGAAGAAAAAAAGACCCACAUGUAGGUGUUUUAUUUUCAACUUACUUGAAAUCAUAGAUAAAGUUUUUAAAGAAGACUGAGGGAAGAAAAUACCUUAGCUCCAGAAGAACAAAGACUUACACCCAUUUUCUCAGAAAUCAUGCAAGCAAGACAGGAGAGGAAUGAAAUAUUUAGUGUUGAGAGAAAAACUCAUCAGGCUAGAGUUGUCUACCUGGCAAAAUUAUCCUUCGACAGUGCAGGGCAAACAGCAUUUCUGAAAGAAAAACUAGGGAACGUUUUGCCAGCAAACCUGCCAUCUUAUUCCAUUUUGGGUGAUAUGACAAAAUACUACAGACUGGGUAAUUUAUAGAAAAAUAAACAUUCAUUUCUCACAGUUCCGGAGGCUGGCAAGUCCAAGGUCAAGGCGCCAGCAUGGGUGAGUUCUCUGGUCAAGAUCCUCCUCCUGGUUCCUAGUUGGUUUUUCUUGCUACAUUCUUCCAUGAUUAAAGAAAUUAGGGAUUUUUUUUUUUCAGUAGGCUGCAGGUCCAGGAUGGAGCCAAAUAUGGGGCUUUAACUCAUGAUCCUGAGAUCAAGAGUUGGAUGCUUAACUAAUUGAGCCAUCCAGGCACCCCAGAAAUAAGGGAUCUUCGUGGAGCUCCUUUUAUAAAGGCAAUUCAUUUGCCUUUAUAAGCCCAUUCAUGAGGGCUCUAACCUUAUAACCUAAGCACCUCCCAAAAGUGUCAUAUUUAGGGGUUAGGAUUUUUUCACAUGAAUUUGGGGAAGGGGGGUGACCAUAGGAUCUUGCUUGCAAGAAUUGUGAAAAGAACUUUAGAGACAAGGAAUGUGAUACGGGUCAGAAACUUAGAUCUACAUAAAGAAAGAGUAUUGCAGGAAGAAUAACAACGUAAAAAAAGUAUUUUUCUGGGGCACCUGGGUGGAUCAGUCAGUUAAGUGUCUGACUUGGGCUCAGGUCAUGAUCUCACAGUUUGUGAGUUUGAGCCCCACGUUGGGCUGUGUGCUGACAGCUCAGAACCUGGAGUCUGCUUUGGAUUCUGUGUCUCCCUCUCUCUCUGUCCCUCCCCUGCUUGGUCUCUGUCUCUCUGUCAAAAUAAAUAUUAAAAAAAAAAUUUAAUAUAUUUUUCUUUUUUAAUAUUAUUAUUUAACAAUUUUUAAGUAUGCUCCACACCCGACACGGGGCUUAAACUCAUGGCCCUAAAAUUAAGAGUUGCAUGCUCUGCCAACUGAGACAAACAGUUGUUACAUCAACAAUAUAUUCUGUUAUUUAUGAUUAUCUUAAUGUGUGUGUGUGUGUGUGCAGAUAUUAGGCUUUGAUAUUCGUAGAAUGAAUGAUGUCAAUGAUAAAAGGGACUGGAAGGAGGAAUUGAGAUUAUUUUGUUAUGAUAAGGUAUAGUAUCCUUGAAGUGAUGUAGUAUUUGAAAGUAGAUUUGGAAGGGCUCCUGGGUGGUUCAGUCAGUUAAGCAUCUGACUUAGGCUUAGAUCACAAUCUCACGUUUCAUGGGAUUGAGUCCCAUAGUUAGUCCAGAGCCUGCUUUACAUCCUCUGUCUCUCUCUGGCCCUCCUCUCCUUGAGCAUGUGUGCACACUGUCUCUCUCUCUCUCUCUCUCUCUCUCAAAAAUAAAAUCAGCAUUAAAAAGAAGUAGAUUUGGA